ACCGGACUCACCUGAAGAGUCGGUCCCGGCCCUGGGUCUGGUUGGUGAAGCGGAUGAAGGCGUCCAUGGCACCCAGCCCAAGGACAAGAGUCGCACCGGGUUCUUUUGCGAGUCCUCAGGGGCUGCUGACGAGUCCCCACGGAACUGUCAGUCUCUGCCACCCAGAGGACCCAAGUCUCCCCACCCCCGUGGGGGCGGGUGCACUUACCGAAGAGCAACUUCUCGGGCUUCCGGUUUGGGGCCGGAAGUUGUGGUUACUAAGGCAACGUCAAGCUGCCGGCCCAGCAGGUGGAAGAGUUCCAGCUUCUCCUCAUCCUCAACAACACUUGUUUUUCAGAAUUUCAUAGAUGUUUCCAGCACCACCUUCUGUGAUGACAUCUCCCAAAGGAAGUCGAGCCCAGAAGCUGAAGCUGCCCACUUUAACACGAAAGGGGACACUGGAGGUGCCGUCCCCUACAGAGAAGGACUGGUCUAAGGAUGAUGAAGAGGAUUGGGUCUUCAAGGGUCCAGAUCAAGAGCAGGAUUCCCUACCUCAGCCUUAUCGAAUGAUCAACAAGCUAGUGAACUUUCUGUUUGACCACUCGUGGGAAAUUAUUGAGGAGAGGGAUGCAUCGAGGAAAGCUGAGCUCAGCCGCAUCCAGCCCACCAUCUACCCUCCACUUCUAGAAAGCAAGCUCAACAAAACGCCGAAUUGUAUGGCUAUUUCCCAAGACUAUGUGUUUAUUGGAGGAACCAAAGGAUUCUCCAUCUAUAAUCUGUACAAUGCUAAACGAAUAUAUGUUUGGGAGAAACUUAAGGUUGAUGUCACUUACAUCUGGGCCACAGAUUUGGGGAGUGAAAUACUUAUUGCUUCUGUGGAUGAAAUGGGUAUCAUUAGACUAUUUUAUUUUUAUAAGGAUGGCCUUUACCUCAUCAAAGCCAUCAAUGAAGUGGAUGAUACCAGCAAGCAAACCACCUGUAUAAAGAUGGAGAUUUCUGAAGGAGGAGACUUUGCAGCCUUCCUCCUACAAGGAGCUGGGGAUAUUUGGCUGGAUGUGUAUAAAUUGCCUAAGGAGUCUUGGCUCAAGGAAGUGGAGCACCCCCAACUCACCAUAAAUCCAAAGAAAAAAGUCAGACAGCUGCAACUGAACACUCUUGAUCCCGUGACUGCAGAUAAUUUAGAAAUGGAUAUAAACAUUUCUUUUAGAGGAGAUGUUAAAUUGAGUCUUCCAGUUUACAUAAUGAAAAUCAAACCACCCAAACCAGUUGCAGGUACCACAUUUAAAAGCCCCCUGGAAGUCUUUGCAAAGAUAGAGGAUUGCUGUGGGCUGGGCUCUGGGCAGAAUCACUUCAUCAAGGACAGUCAGUGGGAGCGGCAGGCGGCAAUCUUCAACGCCACCUUCAGGAAGUACCUGGAUGGGGAGUGGGAGGAGGAGCUGCUCAGUAUGGCCACGUUCCACUUCCUCCUUCCUAGCUGCAUAAUUGCAAUGCCAGUGGAAGUUAAGAGCCCCCCAGGGGUAGCCUGUGUCAUUGGCGUACACUGGACUGGAAGUCACAACUUCUUCCUCUAUUCACUUAACCGAACGCUGAAGGAUAAAGUUGAUCCCGAGGGUGUGUGGCCCUGUGCUGCACCCAUUGCGGUGUCUCAGCUCAGCUGCUGCUGCUCCUACCUGGUGCUGGCCUGCGAGGAUGGUGUGCUCACACUGUGGGACCUAGCCAAAGGACUCUCUCUUGGGGUCAUCGCUCUUCCUGAAAGGUGUUUCUGCCAAAGCAUUCACUUCUUGAAAUACUUCUUAGUCCACAAAGGACAGAACAUGUAUCCCGAGGGGCCAGUGAAAUCCCAAAUGAAAUGUGUGGUACUGUGUACAGAUGCUUCUCUCCAACUGGUGGCAGCCACGGGGACCCAAAGACCCACCCUCAGUGUGCUGGUGGAGAGGCCUGUGAAGCACCUGGAUGAAGCCAUCUGUGCAGUGGCCCCAGUCCAAGCCUUACCCGGCAUGGUGCUGAUCUUUUCCAGCAAUGGUUCUGUGCACCUCAUGGAUGUGGCCAAGCCGCAGAUUGUCUGCGCCUUUGCUCCCCCAAGGUCCUACCACCUGGCGGUCCCCUGGAAGCCAGUAUUUGUCGUGUCUUUACACCACCCGUGUUUCCUGCUCCGAGGAGACCAUCCAGAUGAAAUUGGAUCUGCCAGCCAAGCCGAGGACAUCCCAAAUUCUAUUUUCUAUUUUAAUUUUGAGGCCUACCCACUCCUGGAACAAAUCUCAAGAAAUUGCACCAUUCCUCAAGCUAAUGUGUUGGAUGACACAACUUUCCCCCAGGUGUUGCCCUUGGAGGAAAGAUGCGAGAAUUUCUUCCAAAAGAGGUUUCGGAAGCUGGUGAAGAACAAGGUGAAAGAACAGGAGUACUGGACCCGGCUUCGGAGGUAUUCCUCGCUUCUCCAAAGAGAGAACCUCAACAAGUGACAGGGCUGCUGCCCUGGGCUCUCUGAAAAGUUGGCAGCAGGCAGGCUUUGCCCUGGAAUGCUGUGAGGUCAAGAGACACAGUGACAAAGGGCUGCAGCUCAGUAGGCCUAAGGGGCCUAGCCUUGCAGUCUGGGACCUCUGCAGAGCCAGCAAGGGGA
Molecule: messenger RNA, 2596 nt
Organism: Delphinapterus leucas (beluga whale)
Lineage: Eukaryota; Metazoa; Chordata; Mammalia; Artiodactyla; Monodontidae
Gene: WDR93
Product: WD repeat domain 93
Biological process (GO): electron transport chain
Cellular component (GO): respiratory chain complex I
Molecular function (GO): protein binding
Source: RefSeq, a predicted model, not a curated record